AUGGUUAUAUUCUUGGAAUCUAUUUACUUAUGUCGGACAUGCUGUUCCUACUGGGGUCGCCUUGAUCUAUCUAUCUAUCUAUCUAUCUAUCUAUCUAUCUAUCUAUCUAUCAUGAAAACUAUAUCUAUCUAUCUAUCUAUCUAUCUAUCUAUCUAUCUAUGUCAUUUCGUUCAUUCUGUCACUUUCACUGUCUAUCUCAUUAUCACCUUCUCUGUCAUUUUGUUCAUUCUCUCUCUCUCUGUUUCAUUCCUCUCUCUCUCUCUCUCUCUCUAUCAAUCUAUCUAUCUCAGUCUGUUCAUAUUUAUCUAUCGUAGUCUGUUCAUUAUCUAUCUAUCUAUCUAUCUAUCUAUCUAUCUAUCUAUGUUAUUUCGUUCAUUCUGUCUCUCUCACUAUCUAGAUUUCCAUCGCUCUCUCGAUGUCAUUUUGUUCAUUCUCCACCUCCUACUUUCUCUCCCCUCUCUAUCCCAUUUUGCUUUUCUAUCUGCUAUCUCAUUCUGUUCAUUAUCUAUCUAUCUAUCUAUCUAUCUAUCUAUCUAUCUAUCUAUCUAUCUAUCUAUCUAUCUCAUUCUGUUCAUUUUCCCUCUUUCCUUCUUUUCUCUUUCUCCCCACCUCUCUCUCUAUCUAUCUUAUUCUGCUCUUUUAUCUGUCCGUCUUAGUCUGUUAAUUCUCUCUUUCUUUCUCUAUUUGUUUGUCCGUCUAUCUAUCUAUCUAUCUAUCUAUCUAUCUAUCUAUCUAUCUAUCUAUCUAUCUAUCUAUCUAUCUAUCUCAGUUUUUAUUUAUCUAUCUUAUCGAAAAAUAUUAUCUUUUAUUUUCACGUCAUUAUUUUUGGGGGGGGUUUAG
Acanthosepion pharaonis is the source of this 840-nucleotide messenger RNA. NCBI's taxonomy places the organism in Eukaryota, Metazoa, Mollusca, Cephalopoda, Sepiida, Sepiidae. The record is from the annotation of a GenBank genome assembly.